Messenger RNA from Monosiga brevicollis MX1, 1245 nucleotides. RefSeq lists its product as uncharacterized. The coding region runs from base 1 to 1245 and encodes 414 amino acids. The transcript has 4 exons. The record is from RefSeq and is a predicted model, not a curated record. Gene Ontology annotation, molecular function: hydrolase activity, hydrolyzing N-glycosyl compounds. Lineage: Eukaryota; Choanoflagellata; Craspedida; Salpingoecidae.
AUGGCCAGUGGAUCAAAGGGCGAAUGGAGCGCUGUGGCGGCGACACUGGCUCGAGGCCAAAAUGGCCAAAAACGCAAGUUUAUCAUUGACUGUGAUGCCGGUGUGGAUGAUGCUGAAGCCCUGAUGGUCAUGCUUUCCAGCUCCAUCGACGUCAUUGGCAUCACCUGCGUCAGUGGCAACGUGGCCUGCCCCCAAGUGGUAAAAAACGUCCAGCGCGUUCUUGCCAACUGCAAGCGCAGCGACAUUCCCAUCUUUGCCGGCGCCGAAGCCCCGCUCCUGGCAACUCGCAAAGAUGCAACCUACUUUCACGGCAAAGACGGGCUGGGUGAUGUGCCCGUCGACCCGAGCUUUGAGCCUGAUCAAGCCUCCUACCGAGCCCCAGAGACCGAGUCGGCUGUUUCAGCUCUCCUGCGCCUCGCCAAGGAACACGUCGUCUCACCAGCUGAACCAGGCCAAUCCUUUGGCGAUCGUGCCAAGACCAUCAAGCUGCAGCUUGAACCCUUGGAGGCCCGCCUGGCCGAAGCCGUCAAGGCAGGCGAAUUGGCCCGCGCCCUGUUCCUGGAGCGCGAAGUGUAUGCAGUCAGUGCACGCCUUCAGGCCGUCGAGGACGUCAUUGUCGAGUUUGGCGCGGAAGCUGGGCCCGGGCUUGACAUUCUGGCCCUUGGCCCGCUGACCAACCUUGCGGUAGCCCCGCGUCUCUACCACCGCUUCCCGGCGCUCGUCCGCCACCUCAUCAUCAUGGGUGGAACCUCUCGCGCCCGGGGCAACGUGCCCGGCUUUCCCAGUGCCGAGUUUAACCUCUUUGCAGACCCCCACAGUGCCCAGAUUACGCUUCACAGCUACUUUCAGCCCAUCCUUGUGACUUGGGAAUGCUGCAUGGACCAUUCCUUUGAGUGGCACCGCGUCAAUGAGUGGCUGCGCAAGGACACGGCCAAGGCCAAGUUCAUCCGGCACAUUUUCCAUUUCGCCCAACAAGUCAGUCUCGAGAACAACUGGGACUACAUUGCGUGUGAUCCGCUCGCGGCCGCCGUCGCCGUCGAGCCCCGCGAAGUCGUGCCCGAGGAUAAGAUGGCCCAGCUCCACCAUUGCCAAGUCCAGACCGCCAGCAUCGCCGACCCGGCCUACGCUCAGACCGUGGUAGACUACGACAACCUCUCUGGUUGCGUUCCCAACACGUGGCUCAUCCACGCCGUCCACGUCCCGGCAGUUGAAAAAAUCUUUUUGCGCAAGAUGGAAGAUGCCUAA